GAUACGCAUAAACCAAACACGAAAGCAGCGUAUCCAACAGUCACGUUCGUUUACGAGUUUUGUGAGUUCUGUUUAAUAUGACAUGCCCUGGAAAACUUUCAUAUAAAAUAUGUGAAUUAAGACUAAUGUGUCUGUUCCAACCGGAUGCAUGUGAUGUGUGUAACAGUCAGAAGGAAAAAAUUGAAGUCAUGUGUUUGUGUGAUUGUGAUACUUCUAAUUUUCAGACUGAUUGCUAGAUAUGUCCUCUCUAAGAAUAUCAGAGAACUUGCAGACUUAGGAAAGUGCCCUGCAUGUUACGGGGUUGAUUUGUGCCCGAUUGUGUUGGGAGAUGGCAUUAAAUUAAUCAAUUUUGAUAGUCUAGCGUCGGUGAUUAAUAUUAUAGGAUAUAAGAACGUAUGGUUUGGAACGUAUAAAAACGCAAAGAUUGUGGUUAAGAAGUUGGGUAGCGAUUGGGAACUAGAACAACUUGAUAAUAAACUUUGUGGAAACGAGGGGCGUAAUUGCAACGUCACUAGUUCCGUUUCUCAUGUCACCAAUCUAUCAGUGAUUGAAAAUUAUAUGAAGGGUCUCACAAGUCGUGAGGGUUCAGUGAAUGACGUUCUGUCAGGUGAUUUUUAUGUAUGUCCAACAACAUCUGGGGUUAACAGGCUGUUACAGCAUGUAAAAUUAAGGAAUGAAGCUAUAGAUACAAAGACAUUUCUACAAAAUGUAUGGACAAUUAUGCAUAUAAACCCAGAACCUCUCAUCCUUCAGAUCCUACCAAAGGAAGAUGGUUGGCCAGUUCCAUUUUAUUAUGGUGCCUGUGGCAGGCUCAUAAUAGAAGAAUAUGCUGGAGAAACAUUAACAACAUAUUACACAAAACCAUGGUUAGAAAGGGCAAAACUUGCUCAAAAGCUUCUUGUUGCUGCCAAGAAGUUAACAAAUGACCACCCAGGUUUCAGAUUUUAUCUGACAGAUGUCUCACCUGACAACAUUGCAGUAGAUGCCAGUGGUAGUGUAUACUUCAUUGACUUGGAAGAUGUAAUCAUUGUGGACAGGAAUAUUCCAGACCAUGAAAAGCCAGUUUCUUGGACAUCUCAACAUGUGAGUGAACUGUAUGAAUGCGCAAGUUGUUUCACUUUUUCACGGAGUGAAAUUUGCAACCAUCAUAUCAGUGAUCAUAAUUUGUAUGCUGUUUGCCAGCAUUUGCUAUCACCAAAAGCAGUGCCUGGUAUAAUGCCAGGAGGACUUCUCCACAGCACUCCACAUCUUGUGUUAGAGAAUUAUCCAGACCUCCCAUUGAUCCUGACUCAGUGUGGAGAAUCAGCAGCACCAUUUGGGAGAUUUAAAGCAGCAAAUCAACUGUUGCAUCUACUUGCUAACAUUACAGAAACUCACAAAACUAUAAAUUAGUAUCUACGUUGAUUUAUACACUGUCAAUUUUUUGCUUGCUGACUGGAUCUGUGAUACAUUAUGACUAAAUGGUACUGUUAAUGAAUUAGUUACAUUGUGCACAGUGGUUUUGUAGAUGAAUGGAUAAGAUAAUGAAUAUUUUAUAAAAGCAUUGUUUCAUUGCAGAGAAAUGCAGGUGCGGAAAGUUACUAUUACUUGCUGCCAGAAAUCAUAUCUAAAAAUUAUUCUAAUCAUCUAUACAGUCAAAUAAUGACAGCAACUUUGACAUUUAUGGUCUAGACAAAAAAAUUGACAUAAAAAAGAGCUCAAUAUAUUGUAGUGAUCUUAUAAUCUGAUUAGAUCGAAGGAAACAUUUUGAAAGAACUAUACUGUGAAAAAGACCUAAAGUAAUCCUUGUGAUGUUUGGAAGAAUGUGUACUGGUGCAGUGAAGCAGUAACUGAAUCCUCACAUGAUAAUCAGAACCAAUGCUUGAUUUGUGAUGGCAUGCAUCGAUACUCCAUGCUGGUGCCUCUGAUGAAAGAAAAUUAAAAAUGCAGGUUUUGAGAUGUGGUACAAUAGAACUUUUGCUGUGGUUGAAGCAAUGUGUAGCAAAUGUUGUAUUCACAAUUUAAAAUGCCCAGAAAAGCAUUAAAAUAAUGUUUUAAGAAAUAUAAGUUCCAAAACACCCCUGGAAUGUUGCAAUAUCAGAACUACUUCAGUUUUCAAAUCAAGCACGGAUUGGUACCAUAAACUUUCAAAAUAUGACAGUUAAAUCAAAACCUUUUAUUUCACUGAACACUUAUUUCUGACCACAAAUGAUGAACACACACACAUGCCAUUCCCUUUCUCAUCUACUUAUCACUCUGGUUACUUUUAUGACUUCAAGCACUCACCCUACUUCACUUGAUUCACUAGCUUCCACUCAACCCUCAACACAACCCAAAGAGCUCCAAAAGACAUAGACAUCUUAUUGUUGUAACCAUAUAAUUAACACCACAGAUGACCAGGAUUAGCAAUGUUUGAAUAAAAAUAGUGUUUGCACUUAAACGCAGUUACAUCAAAAUAAUUCCUUUAAGGAAUGAAUAUUUACAAAGUACAUCAAAGUCCUGGUGGUGGACAAUAUUUUGUUCAUAAAGGAGCUGCAUUCAACCUCUUACAGAGGUCAUGAACAGGUGUUUCAAUUCUGAAAAAUUCAGGUAUUUCAGAGGAAAUGAUGUCACUCCUAGAAUUUUUGUGAAUGCAUUGAGUCCUACUGCAGAUGAAAUUAAGUAUACCAGGUGUGGACAAAUUACUGCUUUGUUUCUAUUUGUUAUUUAUUUGAUUAUCAAGUUCUUGACUUUUUCUAUGCUAUAUGGUCUUUAGCUGAUUGAAUCCAUGUUGUUCUUGCAUUUUUUCUUAGGCCACCUACCCACCUUCCUUUAGAUGAUCAUCAUGGCCGUUUUUUAAUCUCUUGGAGUACAUUAAGAAUUUGCUAGCUCCUUCUCUCAUCCAUUCACCUGGCUACACGUCUCUCCCAUUCAAUUUAAUUUUUAAAACAGUCAUAAUUACAGCUUCUCUUCCACACUGUUCCUUGAUUUUUUUCCCCCCACUCUCCUUGUAAAUCCUAACGUGCAUCUCUACAUUGCUUAUUGAGCAUCUCUCAGUUUUAGAAUAUUUGCCAUAAGUCAAAACUUAUUGUAAACUUUCCUUUUCAGAUGUAUCAGAAACUUAAUUUUGGAAACUCGGGUAAUUUUUACCCGUCUUUUUAUUUCUUUUGGAGUUCAUCCAUCUGAUUUCUUCAACUGCCCAGAAUAUAAAAUCUAAACAUUUGAUUCAGUGAUUUAAUUGUUCACUACUGUAUGUGAUUUUUGUAUGUUUUUUGGUUAUAAUUAAUUUUCAGACUUAAAUGAAAAUUGAUCAAAUAUAUUAUUUCACUGUUGUUGAAGUUCAUCUGCAAUGGAGGCUAACAGUACAGCGUCAUCAGCAAACAGAGAAAUUUGGAUAUGCUUCACUAAUAGAUACUUCUUCAUUUGAACAGUUGAAAAAUUUCCUCUGGGAUUUCUGAGAAUGGUUUUGAUGAUGAGGAAUCCCAUUACUUGACUCUUUUUUCAAUUCUGAUUUUCUCAUGAUUCUGAUUAAGUCCAAUUGAGCACCUUUUUUGGAAAAAAGGGGUCAAAACUGCCUACAGGACACCAGUUAAGGUGUUACAGAAUGGAAGGAACCAGGUAGACUAUUCAUGAGGAGAAUGGGUUGGCAAUAGGUGUCUAUUUUGUUAUGUAUAAGGGGCGUUCAAAAUGAAAUGAACCAGAGGCAUAAUUACAGAAACCAGUACCUGUAUGUUAGAAGUAUUGAUCCUGGCUGUUGAGACAAUUGUCCUACUGUGACACAAGGU
Schistocerca americana (American grasshopper) is the source of this 3743-nucleotide messenger RNA. RefSeq names its product divergent protein kinase domain 2A. The record is from RefSeq and is a predicted model, not a curated record. The transcript has 4 exons. NCBI's taxonomy places the organism in Eukaryota, Metazoa, Arthropoda, Insecta, Orthoptera, Acrididae. The coding region runs from base 145 to 1392 and encodes 415 amino acids.